Durusdinium trenchii is the source of this 2724-nucleotide messenger RNA. The record is from the annotation of a GenBank genome assembly. NCBI's taxonomy places the organism in Eukaryota, Dinophyceae, Suessiales, Symbiodiniaceae.
AUGACCGCCCCGUGCGUCCCGGAUCCCCCGCUGGAGCUGCCAUCCGAGCUGGAUGAGGACCGAAGGCACAACUUGGCGGCUGAGGUGGCACGGUUGAAGGAGGCAAAGCAGCGAGCGGUGGAAGAGGAGGACUAUGAAGAAGCUGCAGUUUUGAAGCGAAAAAUCAAGGUCUUGGAGGACACCCUGGGAGAAACGGUGAAGUAUCAGUCCAGAAGGGAGGUCAACGAGCCCGCGACGAAAGAGGUGGAGCCCGUGUCGCCCAAGCCGAAGGUGAAGCCUUUGAGUCAAAUUCAGCAUGGCGAAGAUUUGUGGCAGAUGCCUCCGGCCGAUUUGCGCUUGAUCGAAGAUGAGAGAAUCUUCAUUGAGCGGUCAAAGAUGGCCAUGCGGCAGAAGGGCGUCACAGACGAUACGGUGCAGGGCGUUCCAGCAUGGGCCUACAAGGAUGCCCUGAAAGAAGGGCCGAAAGGCGUACGGACAGAUCGGCCCCCGGAAUUGGCCUACGUUUACAAUGGCCAGAUCGAAGAUGAGAAGUGGGAAGAAAAUGCAAACUUCCAAGCAAGCAUCGUGGUCCAAGUUCCCGUUGAGGUGGCCUUUGACUAUGUCUUGGCUAGAAGCCAGGGGAAUCAGACGAGCCACCAGUUGCAGGUGGGUCCGGGUGCUUUCAUCUCUCAUCACGCCAGCGGCGUGGCUCAACUGACGGAACUGCUGGGGUCCGAGGUGGUGGAGAAUGAGAUGGUUUCCUUCAAAAUUACCAUGAUGAAGCCCAAGGUGCCUGGAAAAGUCAAGCUGGACCUUGCCAAGACUGUGCAGAGUAAAGAAGCAUUUCGAAAACAUCCCUUCUACACAUUCAGGAGUGUGUGGAAGCUACAGCCAUAUCCGGCUGGUGGCACGCGGGUUACCCGCAUCGUGCGAGACUUUAAGCAGUGGGAGAUUUUUGACUUCGACGCUUUAAACGCCGUGAGCCGCUCCAUAGAGGUGGAGAACGAAGAAAUCCGACAGUCAUGGACCUCGGCUCUGAGAGUACAACCCGACAAGGCUUUGGCAAAACAUGAUCUUCAGCGCGGUCAGAUUUGUCAGGUGGAAGUGAACAGUAAGGAGAUGUACAGCGCCUCAUUCUUACUGGAGGUGUCCGUGGAUCAAGCCUUUCGGAGCAUCACCAGCAAUGGGCUCCUCACGCAGUACCACAACCAUCUUUGUGCAGAUUCAUUCCUUUGUCUUGAUGAGAUGCGUGUCUUGAUCCGCCAAGUGAACGGCAUUGUCCUGCUGGUCACUUCGCGCUUGAAGGCGGACAUGGGAAGCUGGAUGACAAUGACUGUAGGUCACAAUGCAGGGUCCAAAGAGAAGGCUCUGGAGGUGACCACGGAACAGGAGGUAUUGUCAAAGCCUCUCUAUCGGGUUGUAAAUGAGUGGCACUUCCGUAGUGACAAUGGAAAGACUCUGGUCCGAAGGACGAUGAGAGAUUUCAUGCAGAUGGAGGAGGGGAUUCCAGACCUUCCUGCAACGUUGACAGAGGCUGCAGAUGAAGAGAACCGGAAGAUUAUCAAAGCUUUUGAGCGAAUGCGCAGUCAGGACGAUGCAUCUCCAUCCCGAAGCUCAGCAAGUGCUGCCAUGUCCGUUCGGGCCAACUACGCUAUGCGGCAGAUGCCAGCCAUUUUGGAUCAUGCUGCCAAAAAUCACGUGUUGGAGGUUCGAGAGAUGCUUGAGGUCAAGGGUGCAGAUCCCAAUUACAUUCAUGUCCGGAAAGACUCCUGGGCGAUUUCAGACACCAGGUUGGAAUUUUACGAAGAGAUCACACCUUUGGUGGUUGCUGCGGAGUAUGGGGCUUGUGAAGUGAUCAAGGUUCUAUUUAAUCAUCCGCAGAUUGACGUGAAUCUUUGCUGCUGCGCUUUCAACGAUAGCGAAAUUUACAACUACUACACCGCGUACGAUGUCACCAUUGCGAAGAAGCAUCCUCACGCGGCGGCCUUGCUCCGAGCACGUGGAGUUUUGCCUGCCACGAGUGAACAUGUUUACAAGCCGCCUUUCGAUCCUGUCCAUGGACGUCCACUUCGUGAGACUUUGAACCACACGUACGAGGAGGACAGCUUUGGUGAGGGUGAGAUGCCCAGAUGGGACACAGUGGCGCAAGGAGAUCCUGAGUUGGCCUUGGAAUUGCAGAAGGUGGCUGACGCCUUGAGCACCAGCAAGGGUCAGUCUUUGCGGAACCGCAACAAGAUUUUCAAGGCUUUGAUCACAGAUUGGCAUCCUGAUCGAGCUCAGAAUUCAUACCGCGCCACAAGGGUCUUCCAGUGGUUGCAGGUGGUGAAGCCAUGGUAUCUUGAGGAGAAGGAGGCUGUGGCAGGGGAGCUACCCCCACUCAUGCAGUCCACGGACGAGGAGUUUGGUCCAGGCCCUGGGCAAGCCAAAGAGUACAUGCAUCCAUCAGGCAACCUUUUUUUCUGUUUGGUGAUGCGGGGUGAUGGAGUCUGCAGUUCAUUCCACAGUGUAGACAUAUUUUCCAAAAGACCGCGGGCCGCACAUGUCGGGCUGUGUGAAAAUGAGAAGGUUUUAUGUGUAGCAGUGCAUUUAAGUCAAUUGCUGAGGUGUCCGCUACGGACAUGCUUUUGUUGGCCUUGCGGCAAAGCCGCAUCGCUCGAAACGAUGACUUGGACACCAUUUGUUGUUGAAAUACUUCGAAAGACCAGCGACUCACUGCUGCAGAAAAGACCCGCAGCCAAGAAGUGA